AUGGUUAGGUGUUUUGUAUGGAGAGCAGGUAGAAUCCCAGCUGUCGUGGAUCUUAAAUGCAGGGGCAUAAAUGUCCAAGAUGUUAAUUGUCAACUAUGUAAUCAAAGUCAGGAAACACCACAACUCCGUCGCACCCAACCCCAGGAGCAAAUUGCAAUGGGUGAUGCUAGCCAAUCUGGAUUCAAGCCUCCACCAGAAUUUCAGGAUGAUGCUAGAGCUCCUAUAGUUGAACCAAAUGCAUCAGAUUCUACUGAACUAUGGCUCAUACAAUGGCCUAAAGAUCAGAUUCCUGAUUUUGAUGGGCAACAACUCUCCUUGAACCUGAAUAAUGAUGAUGGGCAGUUGGGCAGUUUUGAAGCUUCAUCUGGAAAGUCGUAUGAUGUUGUCAGCCUUGCAGCACAGGAACCAAAAGCCAUGGUCUUUCUAUCUUGUGCAACAGAUUCAAAAAUUGUUGGUAAGAUUACAAGGCGAGUUUCGUUUGUUCGUUAUCUGGAGGCUGAUGAGGUGCCAAAAGAUGAUACAAAGAAGCUUAAACAGAUGUACGAAAGGUCAAAUGCAACUUCAUUGACUAAUUCUGGUCAUCAGUUUUCAACUCCUGCAAAGAGUACAAGAACAAGAGGAACUCAUAGCAGUGGGCAUAGAAGCUCUCUUUCUGAAGAAAAGAAGCAUCGCUCAAGUUCAAAGGAUUUGAAUUCCAGCAUGUCUUUGCAGGAAUCGGAUCAUUCUCAAGAGAAGAAGUCAAAAAAGAGAAAGAAACAUGUGGCUUAAAGUAUAUUAUAUGUUGAAUUUUGUUUAUUUCUUUCAACUUGUAAGACCAUUUUAAUGGGGGUAACAACUAAAAUUUUGGAGAUCCUCUGGUCCCUUUAUUCUUUAUAUACAUGCGAGCAACAUUUCUUUGGCUAU
Molecule: messenger RNA, 903 nt
Organism: Lactuca virosa
Lineage: Eukaryota; Viridiplantae; Streptophyta; Magnoliopsida; Asterales; Asteraceae
Source: the annotation of a GenBank genome assembly